This is a messenger RNA of Ipomoea nil (Japanese morning glory), 1298 nucleotides long. Its product is annotated as probable E3 ubiquitin-protein ligase RNF217. Gene Ontology annotation, molecular function: ubiquitin conjugating enzyme binding; zinc ion binding; ubiquitin protein ligase activity. NCBI's taxonomy places the organism in Eukaryota, Viridiplantae, Streptophyta, Magnoliopsida, Solanales, Convolvulaceae. Gene Ontology annotation, biological process: protein polyubiquitination; positive regulation of proteasomal ubiquitin-dependent protein catabolic process; ubiquitin-dependent protein catabolic process. The record is from RefSeq and is a predicted model, not a curated record. Gene Ontology annotation, cellular component: cytoplasm; ubiquitin ligase complex. The transcript is spliced from 2 exons. The coding region runs from base 59 to 916 and encodes 285 amino acids.
CAUACCUAAAGACAUUAUUCACCGAAUAUAGAAUUCCAUUUCAUCGUAGUAUAAUAUAAUGGAAGAAGAAAUAUGGUCCUUUUACGAGGAAGAAAGUGAUGAGGAAAUUUCAGAUGCCCACUGCGCAGAAGAGCUUCAACUCCAGGAAGCUCUCCAGGCCUCCUUCGCCAGCCUGCAGAUCUUAUCAUCAAUCGAAGAAGAAGAAGAAGAAGAAGAAGAAGAAGAAGAAGAAGAAGAAGAAGAAGAAGAAUCGUCUGGGUUUUUCUGCGGGAUUUGCAUGGAGAGAAAAGAAUCAUCGGAGAUGUUCAAGAACAACAACAACACAUGCUCUCAUUCCUUUUGCUCCCUAUGCAUCAGCGAAUAUGUCCAGUCCCGGAUUGAUCUCAAUCUCCCUCCCGGAACCUGCCCGGAUCCUGAUCGGAACUGUCCGGCCACAAUCGACCUCUCCUCCUGCGUGUCAAUCCUCCCAGAAGCCGCGAUUGCGAAGUGGGAGAGAUGGUUAACCCUGUCCAGCGUCGAUGCUUCUCAGAUCGUUUAUUGCCCCUACGGCGACUGCUCUGAGAUGUUCGUGGACGAAGAAGAUGAUGAUGAUGAUGAGGAGCAAGAAGUGAUCACGGAGACAGAGUGUCCCUUCUGCCGGAGAGUGUUCUGUGCGCAGUGCCGCGUGGCGUGGCAUGCCGAUCAGGAUUGCGAGGAAUUCCGGGAAUCUAAGGAGAAGGAAGGCGAUGUGGAGGUUGAGGAGAUGGCCAGGAACUUCAAAUGGAUGAAGUGCCCUCAUUGCAACCGCGUCGUUGACAAGAUUGAUGGCUGUAUACACAUCACUUGCUGGUGUGGACUUGAAUUUUGCUAUGUCUGUGGUUCCAAAUGGAGCGAAGGUCAUUGGGAUUGCCAAACUGAAAAUGAUGAUUAUUACUAAAGAUUGGAUGAAAUAGAAGAGAUUGGAGUCGUUUUAUCGUGAGAUCGGGAAUACCAAUUCGUAUAAAUUGUCAUGCCAUUUACUCAUUUAUGUCAUUUGCUAGAGAGGUUUGUGAAGAACACAAUGAAAUACUUGCUCAAUUUCAGUGGUGUUUCCGGCAAGUAAAGUCGUCGACGUCGACCUAUACGACGGCGAUUUGGUUGUGAAGAAUGGUAAGGAAAUUGUGGUCUAACGAAAUUUUCAUGUGUUCCAGUUCCACAAUCGGAUUGUCGUUGUCGAAGUCGUCGGUAAUGUCGCCAUUGACCCAUCUUGGCUCCUACCGUUGACGGUUUAGUCGUCCGCAUAAGGUUUUUAGUAAUGAAUUUUUUAUUGUUUUUUUUUU